AUGUUGCUCGCGCCGCUGCUGCCCCGGCGCGGGCUCGGCCUGGCGCCACUUCUGGCCGCUGCGGGGAGGCGCUGGGCAACGCAGGCGAAGCCGCGGCCCGGUAGAAGUGGAGCCUUAACCCGGGAGAGGAGGCGGGCCCAAGCAGCAGUGGGUGGAGCCGCCGCCGCCGCCGCUCUUGCGGGCAGCCGGGCAGCUUUUUCCCUCUUCUCCCAGGAAGCAGAGGAAGCCACUGAGGAGGAUGCGGAGAAGGGGGAAAGCAAGGAGACGGAGGAUGCCAUCAUUUUCUUGCUGAAGAAAGCCAAGCUGGGCAUCAUGAAAGGAGAGCUGCAGGAAGCCGAGAGGAUCUUGCAUGAAGCUGCCCGCCUCUCCCACCAGUCCGACAACAAGGCGGCCAUUAUCUACACGUACGACACGCUCGGUGACCUCGUCGGGCAGAGAGGCAGAAUAUCCACACAUGCACUCAAUACAUACCUACGAUUUGCUGUGUUCCAGAUGGCGAACCUGGCGUUCUUAAGGGGGCAACUCGAAGAAGCAGAAAAGCUUUUCAAGGCUGCCAUGAGCUUCCUGCUGGCUGGAGACAUGAAGCAAGAUGACAAUGCCAUCAUCGAAAUGUCCCUCAAGCUGGCCAGCAUCUACGCCGCACAGGAUCAGGACAAGUUGGCAUUGGCGGGCUACGAGUUCUGUAUUUUGACCCUGGAGGAGAAAAUCGACAAGCAGCAGGACAUGCCCACAGAGGAAGAGAGAGCCAACACACGCCUUCUCCUGGGCUUGAGCCUCGACUCCUACGCCCGCUACCUGCUAGCCCACAGUCAGGCGGCUCUGGCCCAGAAGAUGUACGAGAGGGCACUGCAAAUCUCCGUGGAAGUUCAAGGGGAGAAGCACCCUCAGACGGUGGUCCUCAUGAACGACUUGGCAACGGCCCUAGAUGCCCAGGGGCACUAUGACGACGCCUACGCCCAUGUGAGCAGGGCAUCUGAACUGGCCCGGCAGACGGAGCACCCCGAGGCCCACGUGGUGUUGAAUAACUUAGCUGGGAUUCUAAUGCACAAAGAAGACUUCUCGCAGGCCAAGGAAGUAUACAAAGAAGCCCUGAAGCGGGCCGAGGAAAGCGGGGACGGCGCUUCGGUCCGACACAUCCGGGAAGAACUGGCCGAGCUCGCCAAGAGGAGAAGGCGGUCCCAAGUGGCCGGAGGGGAAGAGAGGUGAAGCGGGAGAGGCCCAGAGGCUGCUUUUCCAAUGGCCGUUUCUGCACCAGGUGGCGUGUGUCUGCCGCCGCCGGGCGUGGUCUCUGCUGCCACACGGACAGGCCUUUCAGCAAAUGGAAACGGCCGACACAUGAAGCCGCUCCGGCUGUUCAGGAGGUGAAAGAGGCGGUCAGCUGCAAAGCGGGGGGGGGGGGGGGGGAGGCUGGGAAGAGCUGUGCAGUGGGGUGUGUGGGGUGAGCUGGGCUUGGUCGUAUUUAUGGAAAGUGAGACACAGUUAGUUUGGACCCAGCGGUGAAUAAAGGUCUGGAAGUCUGCAGCCA
Hemicordylus capensis (graceful crag lizard) is the source of this 1525-nucleotide messenger RNA. It is a transcript of the gene TTC19, whose product is annotated as tetratricopeptide repeat domain 19. Bases 1 to 1206 code for a protein of 401 amino acids. Gene Ontology annotation, biological process: mitochondrial respiratory chain complex III assembly. The record is from RefSeq and is a predicted model, not a curated record. Gene Ontology annotation, molecular function: protein binding. The transcript has 10 exons. Lineage: Eukaryota; Metazoa; Chordata; Lepidosauria; Squamata; Cordylidae. Gene Ontology annotation, cellular component: mitochondrial inner membrane.